Messenger RNA from Cladophialophora immunda, 3353 nucleotides. RefSeq lists its product as uncharacterized. Gene Ontology annotation, biological process: rRNA catabolic process. Gene Ontology annotation, cellular component: nuclear exosome (RNase complex); cytoplasmic exosome (RNase complex). Lineage: Eukaryota; Fungi; Ascomycota; Eurotiomycetes; Chaetothyriales; Herpotrichiellaceae. The record is from RefSeq and is a predicted model, not a curated record. The transcript has 2 exons. Bases 69 to 3089 code for a protein of 1006 amino acids. Gene Ontology annotation, molecular function: 3'-5'-RNA exonuclease activity; RNA binding; endonuclease activity.
AGUCUCGCGAGCGCGCACUCUGACUUGUCACUCGAUUUGUACCGUUUCCGUGGAUCGAGGCAGGCAAGAUGAAAAGCCUCAAGCGAGGCCUUGCCGCCGACCCGAACGUCGGCAAUAUCUCCAGCAAGGUCUUCAUCCGAUCAACCAAAAGUGGCCGAGUUCAGAAAGUUGUGAGAGAACAGUACUUGAGGAAAGAUAUUCCCUGUUCGUCACAACUAUGUACCACUUGUGCUUCUACAGCCGCGCCCAAUGCCAAUGGAGUUGUCCCCAAGUUCAUCCUAUCAAAGCGGCCGACGGGCACCAAAGCCUUUGCCGGUGGCCACUACCUCGUCCCCGAUACCAAUGUCUUGCUUAGUGCAAUGGACCUGUUCGAAGAGCCUGCCCACUUCCACGACGUCAUCAUAUUGCAGACAGUUCUGGAAGAGUUGAAGAAUAGGAGUCUUCCUCUCUAUAACAGACUUAUGUCCUUGACUCAAAGCGACGACAAACGUUUCUAUCUGUUCUUCAACGAGUUCCGAUUUGAAACGGCGGUACAGCGAGCAACCGGCGAGUCAAUCAAUGACAGAAACGAUCGUUCAGUGAGGAAAGCGGCGCAAUGGUACACCGACCAUUUAUCGAAAGUGACAAAGAAGCCUCCUACGAUCGUAGUCCUCACCGAUGAUCAGGAAAAUAGAAGAAAAGCAAAGAAAGAGAGUGUAACAGCCUUGUCUCUACGGGAGUAUGUGGAAGGGUUGGAUGACGCCGAUAGGUUACUCGACAUGGUGAGCCAGGGCGCUGAGGCUCAAGAAGUCCGCGCUGUCCAGGGGCAACUCUUCUAUCCAGAAUAUUACUCCAUGUCAAGGAUGAUGACCGGAAUUAAGGCUGGAACGCUGCAUCAAGGGGUGUUCAAUGUUUCUCCCUACAACUACUUGGAAGGAACAGUCAAAGUCCCCGCAUUUGACAAGCCGUUACUAGUUCUGGGAAGGGAGAGCAGCAAUCGAUCCAUAUCUGGCGAUGUCGUUGUGGUUGAGAUCCUGCCAAAAGACCAGUGGAAAGCUCCCUCUGCGCAGAUCCUCGACGAGGAAACCGUCAACAAGAACGACAACCCGGAAGACGAGGAACAAGACGAGACCGUGGUUACGGAGAAUGAAAGACGGGCUCUGCAGGAAGAGGUUCGACGUGCACACAUUGCGGGUGCGGAGACAAAAGCCCAACCAACCUGCAAAGUCGUCGGAGUUAUCAAGCGGAACUGGAGACAACUGGUUGGAACGAUUGACGCCGCCUCUGGCAGCUCGUCUGGGAACAGACAGACUACCGUCUUUUUGGUCCCAAUGGACAAGCGCAUCCCAAAGAUUCGGAUUCGAACACGUCAAGUCGAUGAGUUGAUAGGCAAGCGGAUCCUUGCGACGAUUGAUUCAUGGGACCGAGACACCCGAUACCCAGUUGGCCACUACAUUCGCUCGCUCGGGGAACUAGAGACAAAGGAUGCUGAGACUGAAGCGUUGCUUCUUGAAUAUGACGUUCAGUAUCGACCAUUUCCAAAAACAGUCUUGGACUGUUUGCCGUCCGAGGGCCACUCGUGGAAGGUCCCGGCUGCUUCAUCGGAUCCUGGUUGGAAAGGCCGGCAGGAUCUCCGACACCUAUUUGUUUGCUCGAUCGACCCUCCUGGAUGCCAAGAUAUCGACGAUGCCCUCCAUGCAAGAAAACUUUCGAAUGGAAACUUUGAAGUGGGUGUUCAUAUUGCAGAUGUGUCUCACUUUGUCAAACCCAACAAUGCCAUGGACGAAGAGGCAUCCUCUCGAGGUACAACCGUCUACUUGGUCGACAAGAGGAUUGACAUGUUGCCCAUGUUGCUCGGGACGGACCUUUGCUCACUCAAACCUCAUGUUGAGAGAUAUGCAUUCUCUACCAUAUGGGAGAUCACACCAGAUGCCGAAGUGGUGUCAUCUUCUUUCACCAAAUCGGUGAUUUUGUCCAAGGAGGGCUUCUCAUAUGAACAAGCCCAGAAGCGCAUUGACGACCAAAGUGCAACGGAUGAGCUCACUCAAGGCAUGCGAGUUUUGUUGUCGCUCUCUCAAAAGCUUCGCCAAAAGCGGAUGGACGCCGGGGCGUUAAACCUGUCUAGCCCGGAGGUCAGAAUCGAAGCAGAUAGCGAGUCUUCGGAUUCUCUGGCCGAUGUGAAGACGAAGGCGAGUCUGGCCACCAACUCACUCGUCGAGGAAUUCAUGCUUCUUGCCAACAUCACGGUCGCUCGGCAGAUCCAGUCAGUCUUCCCUCAAACUGCUUUGCUUCGACGCCAUGCGACACCACCAGCCUCGAACUUUUCAGACCUUAGUGAGCAGUUGAAGAAGAUGCGUGGUUUUGAACUGGACACGUCAAGUUCCAAGGCACUGGCAGAUUCGCUGGAUCUUUGUGUAGAUCCUAAGCAUCCAUUUUUCAACACCUUGAUUCGAAUCAUGGCAACACGGUGUAUGACAUCCGCCGAAUACUUUUGCAGCGGCUCGCACGCAGAACCAGAAUACCGACAUUAUGGUCUCGCUAGUGAGAUCUACACCCAUUUCACCAGUCCCAUUCGCCGAUAUGCUGAUCUGCUCGUCCAUCGUCAGCUGGCCUAUGCAAUCGGAUAUGAAGGCCAGGGGAGCGAAAUCGUCGACUAUGACCUUCGAAAUAAGGGCAAACUGGAGCGAGUCUGUCAGAAUCUCAACUUCCGACACCGAAAUGCCCAACUAGCAGGCCGCGCCAGUAUUGAGUAUUACGUCGGGCAAGCGCUCAAAUCGCGGGCCGAGAAAUCUCCAGAGGCCGCCAUCGAUGUUGAUGGGUACGUGAUGCGAGUGUUCGAAAACGGCAUGGUGGUCUUCGUACCGCAGUUUGGCAUUGAAGGACUAGUUCGACUUGAGGACUUCCACCUGAAAUCCGGCGAGGCUCUCAAACGAGAGAGCAAGUUCAAUGCAGAGGCCUACCAGCUCACAGUUUUUGAGAAAGGCCAUGAGCAAGAUGAGGUCACUGUUGAGCUGUUCCAGCAGCUGAAAGUUAGAGUGAGUUCAGAGGAGAAGAGUGGUGCAAGAGAGAAGGGAAAGAGAAGAGUGCGAAUCGUGGUCUUAUCUGCCUGAUGGGAAGCAUGACGAGACUCUGUAAAUAGGAGGUAAUCUUGGAAAGCAGUGCGGCGGAGGCUUCAUCCUUGGCUGGCUCUUCAUAGUUCAACUAUUCAGUGGCUUUCUCCCAAGAUAUCCUCAAUCAUGGCUGGAAACUACUGCAUGUAGUCAUUGUCUCGGUUCAUUCAAAUCUAUCGCAUAGGCCGACUCGAGCCGUCCGCGAGUAUAGCAACGGCCAAGCCGACAUGGAGCAAGUUGACGAUGGCGCCACCUUUUCAUAUG